CGUUUUUAACCGUCAUUUUAACACAUACCUAUAUUUAGACGAUCUCAGAUGGAGUUUAACAACCUAGAUGUAAAUUACAAAGUCAGGGUUAAUUAUCUGAUCAUAUAACGCAUAUACGUCACUGUGAAUUUUUAACGUAAUAUAAUAAUUUUAGUCUUAAAUCGUUUUGAUGAUGGUUCACAGGAGCGGUCUGUGCGGAUUCACAGGCUGUGAGUCAGAGUUGCUAUGUAAAUGCAUGAACUCAUAUGUCGUGUUGUAGGCGAGGUUUUUCUACCUCACUUUUUUCCCCUCUCUCUCUCUCUCUCUCUCUCUCUCUCUCUCUCUCUCUCUCUCUCUCUCUCACUCACUCUCUGUUUCUCUCCCUCUCUCUUUUUUCCUCGCUGUACCGCACUGUAGUUCUGCAGCCACGUCGCAGAUACAGCCAGUAUCGCUGUUUAAACCCAUUUCUCAUAGCGCUAGCCACCCAACUGGACCGAAAACACUGAUAGCAAGUUAAUCUCCUCGUACAGUUGGCAGAUAUUUGAGGAAAUAUUUAUAUCUUUUAACCUGGUUAACUCACGAAUAAGUUGUGUGGUUCCUCUCAGCUGUGGUCAUGGACCCUGAAGAUGUACAUUUUAGAUCAGCAGAUCAUUUGACGGGUGAGGAAGAGAAACAGAAGACGACAUCUGAGAGGAAAGAGGAUGGAGAGGAAUCACGCAAAGCAGGAAGACCACCAAUGUCCCGAAUUCCUACCUUUCAAAGCUCCUUGCCCCGCAAGCGAGUUCCCGUCCAGAAUGCAGAGUCAUCACCAAAGACCGAUGAAUCCAGCCAGCCGGGCCAAAAAGAGAGAGCAGGCUCUAUCGAGGCUGGACGAGUGAAAAUGUCAGCGUCUGGUGGGAGAGAAACAGCAUUGCCCAUCCCAUCAGCUCGGUUGCAGACAAGCAAUGCGGAUGCUUUCUCUCAAGGUGAUAUUUCAGAUCACCCCCCCAGUCAUUUAGCUUUAAAAAGUGAUCAAUCCCUUGAUCAAACACCUGAGAUUACAAUGGACUCUGAUCAGUUUAAAUCACCACUGGUGCGGCCCCCACUCAGGAAUGUUCAGGGGAACCUGGUAACCUCUGAUGUCGUCACAGAUCUUGUUUCUGAAUUUGAGACCGCAACUGGAGAGACCCUCAUUGAAGAUGAACAUAUGUCAUUCAUAGAUGAUAUGAGCUCAUGCUCCUCUGUUGAUGAUCAAGACACUUCUGAUCAACCUUUGGGAGAGGACUUGGAAAGUGUGAAAGAGACAGUUUACCAAUCAGAAGGGAUAGAAGAAAAGAUGAAUGAUGUGAAACAGCGCUCUGUUCCUGAUAAGGUUGAUGCAUGCAUGGUUGGUGCUGAGGAUAAACAGGCUAAGAUAGAGAAUCCGUCUGUUAGUACAAACUCAGAAAAAUGCUUGAAAGAAACACCAAAGACAAACAAAGCUGCAGAUACUACUCAUGCAAAACACAGCAAGACCAAAAUGUACACACCCUCAAAGCAGACGAAAGGUGGGGGCUUUGCUGUUUUUUUUCUUCUGCCCUCCAUUCUUCUCCUUUUGGGUGGAUUCGGGCUGCACAUCUGGCAUUAUGGAAUCCCUAAGUCAAUGUCACACCUUAUGUCACAACUGGAGCUGCACUGGCUGGAGCCUUUUUGGAUGCCUCAAGAGACAUGCACCUCUGAUUGUAGGCUUUCUCUUGUUGAGAGUGUCCCCGAGGGCGUGUCGUUCCCUUCUGAGUCGGCGCACCUGUCAAGCAUCUCAGAUGCUUGGUCUAACUUACUAAACACAGCAAACAACUCUGUCCACAUCGCUGCUUUCUAUUUCACCCUCCGAGACUCAGACCUAGGUCUUACAGAGCCUUCAUCUGUGCUGGGCCAAAAAGUGCUUGACCAACUGAAGCAGCUGGAACCAAAGGGAAUAAAGUUGAAGAUUGCUGUAAACGCUCCUCAGCCAUAUAUUGCAGACACAGAGGAACUGGCAGCAACAGGGGCUGAAGUCAGGGGUGUUGACCUACAGAGUGUCACUGGGGGCAUUUUGCACACCAAACUAUGGGUUGUGGAUAAGAAACACAUGUAUUUAGGGAGUGCUAACAUGGACUGGCGAUCCCUUACCCAGGUCAAAGAGGUUGGAGUAUCUGUGCAAGACUGUAGCUGUUUGGCUCAAGACGCCUCACGGAUAUUUGACCUUUACUGGGAUGUUGGAGCUCAGAAGAAUGAAUCUCUACCUCCUUUCUGGCCGGGCCGGUUUUCUGCCCUCUCCAGUUCUAAGUACCCAUUAGCUGUUAAAUUCAACGGUGUCCCUGCACGUGUCUAUUUGUCUAGUUCCCCUCCUGCUUUAUCAUCAUAUGGGCGUUCUGAUGACCUUUCAAGUAUCCUGUCGGUAAUAGCUGAUGCUAAAAAGUUCAUCUAUGUGUCUGUGAUGGAUUAUCUUCCCCUGUCCCAGUUCACAGAGCCCGUUCGGUUUUGGCCUGCCAUUGAUUCAGCACUUCGUGAGGCUGCUUGUGCUCGAGGUGUUGAAGUAAAGCUGCUGGUCAGUUGUUGGAGUCAUUCUCCUGGUGCCAUGUUCAUCUUCCUCCAGUCUUUAUCAGUCCUCAACAAGCCCCCGCUAAGCUGCAACAUUUAUACCAAAGUUUUUGAGGUGCCUUCAACGCGAGAGCAGCAGAGGAUUCCAUUUGCUCGUGUCAACCACGCCAAAUACAUGGUGACUGAUAGAGUUGUUUACAUUGGAACCUCCAACUGGUCCGAGAAUUAUUUCACCCAGACGGCAGGGGUUGGGCUUGUUGUGAAUCAGACAGGCUCUGCAGUAGAGAAGGGCCAACAAACCGUUCAGAACCAAUUACAGAAUAUUUUCCAGAGAGACUGGCAUUCACAGUACGCCCAAACCCUCAGCGAUGUUCAUGCAGAUCAUUGUAGUGGAAUAAAGCUUACAUAAUACA
Messenger RNA from Misgurnus anguillicaudatus (oriental weatherfish), 2930 nucleotides. Lineage: Eukaryota; Metazoa; Chordata; Actinopteri; Cypriniformes; Cobitidae. The record is from RefSeq and is a predicted model, not a curated record.